Molecule: messenger RNA, 1620 nt
Organism: Fusarium redolens
Lineage: Eukaryota; Fungi; Ascomycota; Sordariomycetes; Hypocreales; Nectriaceae
Exons: 2
Coding region: 1-1620 (539 amino acids)
Source: RefSeq, a predicted model, not a curated record
AUGAAGCUCUCUAGUGGGGUACAUGCUUGUCUCCUUGGCUUUCUUACCCAGUAUGCUGCGCUGUCGUGGGCGCUAUCCGGAGAGGCGAAAGCGAUGGUGGAAGACUCAAUGGAGUGGAUGGACAGAUUCUACGACCCAAAAAUUGCACAGCUAUAUGACCUCGAUUCUAAGGCGGCAAUGAACCAUGAGACAUUAGCCUCUACAUGGUAUGCGGUCGGACUUCUUGCACGGAACGGCGAUGGUGAUGUCUCGAGGGCUGAGGAUGUCAUAAAAUACGUUAUCAAGGACCAGCAUAACAACCCCAAAGACUUGUGGUAUGGCGACUAUACGCGAGAGCCGGGGGAGCCAACUGUUGGAACACCAUGGUACCCUGCCCGCAUGUAUGGAUCGUGGGACCCGAACUGGCGAGGAUUCGUCGGUCUCAGCUUCAUCACUAUAUACGAAGAGUUCGGAGACCUGUUGUCUGACGAUUUGAAGGGGCUUAUGCUUGAAAGUCUACAUAACUGCAGCAUUGGCGACUCAUACCGCGAGGGUGGUGUCAACGGAGAUAACCUCUAUCCAUCUUACAGCAACCCUGCAAUCAUGCGUGCAAUUGGGACAAGCUGGACCGGUCGCCAAACAGGCGAUGACAAUAUGACACAGGCUGGAGAGGAUUAUGCGAAGAAGAUCAUCGACCUCUUUGACAUGCAUGACACGCUUUCUGAGUUCAACUCGGCGACUUACACCGGCAUUUCGCUCUUUGGCCUUACACUAUGGUGUAAGUAUGGUCACGAAGAUAGUAUUCUCUCCCAAAGAGGUCCGGAUCUUCUGCGCGGUGUUUGGAAUUACACAUCGCAACUCUGGAAUCCAGCGAUGCGAAACCUCGCUGGCCCAUGGGACCGUUCCUACAUGUUCGACAUGACCAAGUCUCUCGGCAUCCUAUCUCACUUUCUCGCACCCAUUAUCGGUAGAAAGGAGGCAGGUGUAUGGCAGUACCCGGAAGUAAUGAGCCAUGCCCGUGACUGGGCUUGGGCACCACUCAUUGCCGUCCACUCGAAAUUCCACAACUCAUUGCUUUCUGAUGAUCUUAAAGAGUCACUGAAGAAAUUUGAUGGAGAGAGAACAUACACAGGGAAGGCCUACUAUCCGCCAUACGACCUUAAUACUCGCAAUAUUACGACGUGGCUUAGCGAGUCCCUGAUGAUCGGAGCUCAGUCGUAUCGGACCAAGAGCGCAAACGGACCGUCGAAUAACAAGGCUCAGUUCCAUCCCGCUGUUGCACAUUGGUCUUAUGGAGAUGAUAACAUCGGAUGGCUUAGCCUCCGUCCUACCGAAGCCCACGUCCUGAUGGAGGUCUCGCCGAAGAGGCUGAAGGUGACUUACCCUGAGGGGAGUAGCAGUUCUGUAUUCACUUUUGCAGCAUCUCCCUCACUUGCGAAGAGGGAUGUCCAGUCAUGGGCUGACAUUCAAGGCAUUUCGAUCUCUGUCUCUGGAAAUGCAAAUCCCGAGCCGGAGGUCACAUUCGCUGGCCGGUAUGGGGGUUCGGGAAGUCCGAUUUACGAUUUUAAUUAUUGGACUAUGGUGCAUACUAUGCCUCCUGGAUUUAAGGGCGUUCCUGAGAUUAUCAUUGAGUUUGAAUAA